AUGAGACUAAAGAACUAUAGAUAUAAUAUUCUAUUGAAGAACAUGAUUGUAUCAUGUAAUUUACAUGCUUUAAUCAAGCAUGCAAAGAAAAUAGAAUUUAUUGUUUCAAUUUUCUUCGAAAUGGAUAUCAUGUUUCUCAUCCAAAAGAUCAAUAUGAUUUAAAUAAAUUUAUUGAAUUUUGAAGAUUUAAUAUAAAGAUUAUGUUUGGAAAUAGGAAAUAUUAAAAAAAUAUUAAUUUAACUUAAUUAAGGAUUGAGGAUUAAAUAUCAAUUAUAAAAAGAAAGAAUUUUUAAAUUGGAUGCAAAGUAAUUGAAUUAAACUUUUGACGAAAUGUUUAAAUGUAAUGAAAUUACUUAAAUUUUAAUAGAUGAUAUAAAAUACUGUUCGAAUGACAUGAUAAUUUAAUUAAAAUAUAAACUAUAGAAUUGA
Molecule: messenger RNA, 429 nt
Organism: Paramecium primaurelia
Lineage: Eukaryota; Ciliophora; Oligohymenophorea; Peniculida; Parameciidae
Source: the annotation of a GenBank genome assembly